This is a messenger RNA of Drosophila mauritiana, 8054 nucleotides long. RefSeq names its product transmembrane protein 132E (gene dtn). The coding region runs from base 582 to 4547 and encodes 1321 amino acids. The transcript has 13 exons. Lineage: Eukaryota; Metazoa; Arthropoda; Insecta; Diptera; Drosophilidae. The record is from RefSeq and is a predicted model, not a curated record.
UCAAUACGGUAUGGACACACUGCAAAGUGUUUGGAAUGUUCGAUAUUUGUGUAAAAUUCUGAGAGACCUGAAUGAAAAGAGGCAUGCAUUAGGGCGUCGAACGAGGGAUUUUCCAGCCCAGCAGAUCCUUGCCAGCGCGUGAAAAGCGAGUCGAGUGAAAAAUCGAAUCGGUUGGCACGGUCGCGGUCCAAUUAAUUUCGAACUGAACUGCGCGAUUUGCAGGAGAAGAUGUGUCUAUACCUGCAUGUGCAUGUGUAUCUGUGUGCGAGGUGGCCCACGGCUGUGUGUGUGAGCAGCGUGUGAGUGUGUGUUGGUGUGUGGGUGUGUGGGCACACUGGAAAGAAUCAAUAAAGGAUGUGCUGCGGAUUGCUGAGCGAGAAAAAAGGACGAAAAGUGCUAGCCAGCGCGAAUUAACGGUUAACUUUUGGCACGAUUAACGGAAUAACGGUCAAACAAGCCACACAAGCGAGAGAACAGUGAAAAUAACGAGAGUGCGGGCAGAGUUAAUUAGCAAAUUAACGAGUGGGUGGGCACAGGAUUUCAGGAUUUCGAUAUAUUUUGGAUUCCUGCACACGAACAAGAUGAUGAGAUACUGCCUCAUAAUUGCUUUGCAGCUGUCGUUGGCAUACUCCGUGGAGGUGCACUUCGAGGCGCCGGACAGCGGCUUCUUUCUGAAGCACGCCCGCCAACCACCUGUGACGCCGGAGAUCGCCAAUGUGCAGACAUCCUCGGCGGUGCCGCCGUUACGGCAACGAUCCUCCUACGACUCCGUGUUGUCCCUGGACAGAUUCACUGUGGUGGAGACCACGCAGCCGGUGUCCAUACGCGCCAGCUAUGGACCCUUUUCCACGAAACAAACGGUGCCAGCCCGCUACAUUGUGCCGGACACAAUGGACAGCCAGUCGGGCGAUUAUAUGAAUAAUGCCACUCUACUGGAGCUCCAGCAGCCCAACAUGCACCUGGACAUCUCCGCCCAUUUGGUGCGCUCCAGUGUUUCGCAGGAUGCUCCCGUGCUUCGGGUACUGUUCCACGCCGGAGCCGAUCCGGGUGGUCACUUGCAGCGCCAGAAGGUCUGCGUACUCCUGCACGUGGCCAUGGGUUCGGAGCAGCCUCUCAAAGGACGCUGCAUGCCGGAGGGCGAGGACGGUGUCUGCGUAGCCGAAGUGGUCGUGCCCCUGGGCUGGUGGCCCCAGCUGCCGGCGCCCACACAAGAUGGCAGUGGCCAGGCGCCACCCAAAGUGCCGCAGCGGUAUGCCCAGGUCUCGUACAGUGUCUUUGAACCGCCUUUGCGUAAUCCCGAGCAAUGCGAGCCCAAGGUGCAGAUCCAACCGUUGACCACAUUCGCCCAGGUGCCUUUGUUGGCCGCCAGGACUCCGUAUCGCAUGUUGCGCGCCGAUGAUGCCGUCACCUUUCUGCUGCCCCAACAUCCGCUGUAUCCACUGUCCCGCCUCCAUGUGCCCGUCUUUCUGCAUCAAUAUCCCGAUCAGCGGGUGGCCGCCUUCACUGUGAGAGCUCGUGUCAAGGCAGGCUUGAAGAUUCUGGGCGCCACCGCCUCCACAGACCAAUGGAGCGUUUCUGUAGAGAAGGAAAAUCCCAAACACACCACCGCUCGCGUCACUGCUUUCCGCAAAGAGGCCGAAUCCAGUCUGGAAAGUGGUGGCAACUUAACCAGCGAGGUGUUUGAAGUAUUCUCAUGGCUUCUCGAGGUGGCCGAGGACACCAAUGAUAUUGUGGACGGUGGCAAGAUUGUGUGGUCCGUGACGCAUGUCUAUGACACGCCCAAGGACAAGGAUUCCGGAGAACUGGUUAUACCCGAUGACAACAAGAAGCGACUAAUUGCCAAGCUGGAGAUCAACAAGGAUGACAUUCAGGCGGUGCUGCCAAUGGCCAAGAUCUGGGAGGUGAUGAACACGGCGGUGCUAACGGGCAGACAGGUGGCCCAGGCCAUGAAGGUGUUCAUCGUUUCGCAGGCGGGCAAGGUGGCCGAUGUGACGCUGCAGAGUUCCUGUCACGCCGAAGACGAAAGUGUGAUCAAGGUCUCCUCCUCCUGUAGCUCUGUUUAUGUGGAUGGCUCCGAGCAGCGCGGCUCAUCCAAUGCCUCGGUCAUUGUCAAGUAUGGCACCUAUGUGGGCGUGGCCAAGUUCAUCGUUUGGAUGCCCGAGUUCCCGCUGGAGGUUUACAUAUCCGAUUUCCGUCUCUCCCAGAUCAAAGGAUGGAAAGUAACCGAUGACAAUCACUAUCUGCACAACAAGCAGUCGCGUCGUAGAAAGAAGAGAUCCUACGUUUGGGGUCAGCAUGGAACCAACUACUAUAACAAUCUGGGAGCGGACAAGACGAUUUGUCGCGCUCGCUACCAGCAAAGUCCCGUGGAGGUGUACGCCAAAUUUCUGGCCGUGGACCAGAACUCUGGACGCACCAGCUACUUUAUCUCACGGCGUACAGGCUUAAGGGUCACAGAUCUGGUGCAGCCGCUGCUCCGUGUUGCCGAUCCCAAGAUCGCAUCUCUGAAGGGUCGAAUUCUGCAGGGCAAGUCCAUGGGACGCACGGAUGUCCAGGUCCUGUCACCCAUAACGGGUCGAGUAAUUGGCACCAAGGAAAUCCGUGUGGGCAGCGACAAGGUGAACCUCUCCAAGCUCAUCGUGCGCGUUAUUUCGGGCCUGCAGCUCACCAUCAGUCCGGACAACACGAUUGAGAACGGCUACCUGGCGGAGACUUCUGUCACACACAAGCUGACCGCUCAGUAUCAGGAGGGAUUGCUUGACAUCGAUUUGGAGUUUACCGAUGGCUCCAAAACUCCUUUGCGAGAUAUUGCCGUGGAGGACUACUUCCUGCUGGUGGAGAGUUUGGACACCGAGGUGGUGGCAUUUGCUCCCAUGCUGGCUUCUCAUCAUCCGCGUGUCAUAGCCGUGGGCGAGGGCAAUGGUAACCUGCUGCGCGUGACCCUUCUAUUGUCCGAGGAGUGCCGCCAGCGACGUGGCACGUUGAGCAGCUCCAAACAGAACAAAUCGAAUGCAGCACCAUUGGCUAGUGCAUUGGCAUCCAUUGAAGUGGAUUUCAACAAUGUGGAUAUCGUGAGCAAGCAGGAGGCUAUCCAAAAUGAUGGCACUGUGGGCAGGGAGAGAAAGAACUAUAGGCAAACAGGAGAUCUGGCCGAUAUCAUAGUGGGCAUCCCCUUGAGGGACUCCAGCCAGCUGUACGAACCUACUGUUCAGGCGCGUCAGCAUCGGGGCAGCAUUCAGGCGGUUCAUAAGGGUCAUCAUGGCAAGGGACUUGCAGGCACAGGCACAAUGACCACCAUGGAACUGGGCAUGUACGUCCUGCUCACGGCGUUCUGCUUCGCAAUUAUUGUGUUCGUGAUCUCUUGCGUUGUGUAUGCCUCUAAGUUCCGGCCAGCAAUGAUUGAAUCUGGCUUGGAUCCCCUGUCGGCGGGCAAGAACAAUGGUUCUGGUGGAUCUGGGGGCUUCCGGGAUGUGCGCCUGAAGGAGUCGACAACGAAUGCACACGAUUGGGUCUGGCUGGGACGCUCCACCAUCGACCGACAGUCCAUUGUGGCUGAGACUAACACGCAUCUGAAUCCGAGAGAUUCCCGCAUGCGCAUCACUAGCAAUCCGAUUGUCAACUACGACAAUGGACGCCGUGUGAGCUCCUUUGACCAACAGCCCAAGCUGCAGACACACAUCGUGCCGGCCUCCAAUCUUAACAAGCAGCACGCCGACCACUAUUUGGCCAACGAGCGCAAGGAUAAUGCCCUGGACUACAAGCCACCAGUGCCGCCGCACAGGAAUGUGGGCGCCCGAGCAUGCCUGCCCGUUCAGCCUGUGCCCGGUACUGGAUCUGUAAAGCAGGAUGCGGCACCCAACAAGCGACACAGUCAGCUGUACAGACGUGAGCAUUUGCAGACAAGCGAUAGCAAUGCCAAUAGCCAACAGUCGCCACCGCAGCCUAAUCAGCAAACGCCAACAGAACGACCACAUCCACUGGCCCACGCCCAUCCACAUCCUCAUCCGCACCAGCAUCAGCGCAGCCAUAGCCAUAGCCACAACUUCAGCCAGGAGCCACUCAUUAAGGCGGCGCACAACAAAAUCAAGCAGCAGCAGCAACAACAACAGCAGCAGCAACACGAGGAGCUGCACAACGCCGAGAAGCUGGUGGAGUAUACGAAUCCGCACCAGAAGAACGCGUUCCAGUUCGAUUCGCUGACACCAAAGAGAGUUACCAAAGCAGCCGCGUCCUCGCCGGCAACGCCGUCCACAUCAGCAGUCCAGGGCAAAGCUAAAGAAAACCACAGCAUGGCCAGCAGCACUGGGGAUGCGGCCAAUUCAAAUGGAACGGACGAGAUUAUAAGGCUGCCAGCCAGCGCCGUCAGCCAGGAGCCCACCACGAAAUCGUCGCGUGUCAAGCGCGCCACCGUGGUGGGCAAUCCGAUGUUCUCGGCCACCGUCGAUGAGUCUGUCGCCCCCGGAGAGCGUCUUGGCCUGGACGAUCUCGACAUGGAUUACGAGCAGAUCAUGCACUACUUUGACAACCUAAAGGAGUCAAAUGCCUGAGUACAGGAGAUCAUUGCUAAAAUUCGCGAGAUAUUGUCGACGUUCCAUCACCGAUAUCAAACGGUUGCCACGCCCCUGACCUCGCCCACUCGCCAGCAGAUGCAGCUGCUCGACGAAUUGGUCGCCGGCGUGGCAACGGCCACAGCCAUCACCGCAGCCAAGCCAACACCAUUGGCCCUGGAUGGCGGAGAGGGAGACGAGUCGGCUGAUGCAUUCGAUGCCUACGAUGGAGCGUUGGACAUCGAGAGCAGGCAGUUCUAGACGUCAACCUGGCACACAUCUAAACGCAAUUCUAGCAAUAGCCCCCCCACUCAGUACUCUAAAAGCAAACCUUAAGGCCGCUCCAUCUACUCCGAAACGAAUCCAUGCUGAGGUCGAGCAAGGCAGUCCGGAAACGGACUGGUCAACCGGGCAAGGAGAAGGAGAUAAGUCGAUGGAUGGAGAAACAUAUUUAUUGCUAGGCUAAGUUCAUAUUUAAAGCAUACACCUAUAGGCAUAUGUAAACGUGGAGAUAUAAUCCAAGUGUAUCUCGAGGAGCGCGUGCCUGACACAAUCGGAAUCGACGGGCAAGCAUAUAUAGUAUACAACUAUCUAUAUCUCUGUAACUGUAACUGUAUCUGUAUCUGUAUCAGUAUCUGCAUAAGUACUAUGGUGUAGUUAAGGAUCAGCCAUCUCAAGCAUAGCUUAAUCCAGACAUUUUUUCCCAUUCUCUUCGCUUCACACACACGCAUCCUUAGAUAAUGUCGCAUGUCCCAUCCGUCUGGUUCGAUUCAACUUUUCUAUAUAUAUUCAGACGAUCUCGGCCCGAUCUUGCAUAUCCUAUAUCUACUCUCUGUUGCGUCUGUGUGAGUGUGAGUGCAUUUUGCGUGCGUGUGUGUGUGUGCGCCAGAGAAAGUGAGAUAGAUAGAGAGAGAGAGAGAGAGAGAGAAAGAGCGAAAGUGAGGGAGACAGCGACAGAGAGGUUGAGAGAAAGAGGAGAGUUUCCAAAAUGUGCCGGGCACCGCUCCCAAAAGUCGCUAGAACUUAAAAACUGAAUAAUAUACAUGCUAUACACACGUAUAUAUAAAUAUAUAUAUAUAUAUAUUUAUGAUUAUAUAGCGCGCGCUAAAAUUUAAAGCAAAUCGAAGGAUAAUCCAAAAUGCUACAUUAUCUAAAAUGGAAACUUGAACAGAAAUCGUCGCUUUAUAAGUUGGCAAUCGAUGCCCAAUACCUAAUACCAAUCAUAAAUCGAGAAACCUAGUAAAGAAACACACAACAACACACACCACACAGAUCACAAAUAAUAUAUAGACGCUUAUGAGCUUUAUUUGAUCGAUUGCAUUGAAUAGGAAGCAGCUAAGAGCAGAACAGAACCCCAAAAACCGAAUCACAAAGAAGUAGCGGGGAAAUGUGUAACCAAAUAUUAUAUGAUAUUACCGAGCGAUCCAAGCUUUAUAUAACAAAUUUACCAUAUUUAUAGCAUACGUGCAUAUUUAUUACCAUUACCAUUAUUAUUAUUACGAUUAUUAUUAUCUUGUCUUACGAUUAUCAUUAUCAUUACUGUAUUUAUUACCAACGAGAAAAGGAACAAGUGCAAAAUUACUUCAAACUCAAGUCGAGAAGCCAUACUUUGAAUAGCGAAAUUAGGCACGAAACGAGGACACACUGUAACACGCAAGGAUAAAUCAAAUGCCGCCAGGAAGCGCCAAGUCCUUUCCCCAACUUACGCCUAUCUAUAUAGGGAUAUAUAUUACGAUAUAUAUAUAUAUAUGAUUAUAUAUUCAUUCACUUGUGUGUCACACCAGCGCGCUCUCCUUCUGCGUAAAUUUUUGAAAUUGUAAUUGCAUCUGUUCGUUUUCCGUAUCGAGUUGUAAGGAUAUAUCAUAGCACCCGAAAGCUACUUCAUUCCAUUAGCAAAUCUUAAUUGUAGCCACUAAACGCGUUUUUGUCUUCUUUCGUUUCUGUGUAAGUCUGUUUAAUUUCGUUCGUAAGGUCCUGUAAGCACAUCCUGUAGCUAUGCAUAAGUGUCUCAUCCGAUUAGUUUAUAUUUUAGAGGCCAUCUAAGUAUUAUGUUCGUUUCUCUCAUUGUUUCAUAAUCAUAUGUUGUAAAUUGUUCCGUCCAAAAAAAAGAAAAUAUGAAAUGAGAAACAAAAAAACAAAACAAAGCUGAAUGAAACGAUAAACAAAAGCAAACGAAACAAAGCAAAUGCAAAUGCAAAUGCCGAAGCAAAAGCAAAGCAAACAAUUGUAAAACGAAAUUAAGCAAUCUAUAUCUCAUUUUUUGUAAGGCUCCAAACGAGGCCCACAAUGAAGCGCACGAAUGCAUUGUUUGUAAACUAAAUUUGUAGUCCUUGCCAGACUUUCGGACAUCUAUUGCACUGUAUACUGUACAUAACGUGUUGAAGGUGCAGUGCGUUUCGCGGACAGGCUGAGAAAUGAGAUGAAGAGUCUUCGAAAUAACUGAACUUUGCCUUAUAGCACGCAAACGCACUGUACCGCAUUAUUAAACUUAGUCCUGAGUUGCUCCCUAUCGAUCUAAGGACUGCAAAGACACACGCCUACACCAAGGACACAUCACUGGACACAUCCUGUUGAUUUCGACCUGUAAUAUCAUUAGCAUAUAGUACUAGAUGCAAUUGCCUGUUGUCCCCGACAUAUCCCCGAUCCUAGUCCGCACAAGCCAAUCGAAACAUACACCAACACCAACACCAACACACCACACACACACUCAGUCGAGCUGCACUGCCAUUGGUGAAAGUGAAAGUGAGAUUUAGGCCUAUUGAAGCUUCCAGCAUUUACCAGUGCCAUAACUUUAUAACUUUAUAUAACUUUACCCGCACGCCCAGCCCAGCCCAGUACGAGGAUCAAUCCGGCGAUUGAUCUCGGCUAGCAUCGAGCUUAGCACUAGCUUUCUUCCGAGCUUGCUUGUUGGACAGACAGUGAGAACGAACGAAGAGACAUCAGCCUCCCUCCAUUAAAGAACUUAGUCUUAGCCGAUCUGGAGUCCAAAAUUUCGUUGGAAAUUCCGUCAUGCGGAUCGGAACCAUCUAGUGAAAAUUGUAAUGGCGUGAGGCGAUUGAUGAGUAUCAGCAUUUUUAAUCUAGACAAAUGCUUGGCUUCAAUUCGCGGAUCGGCUUAAUCCUUCUUGUACUUGUAUGUAUGUAUGUGUUUAACGAUUCCAAUGCAAAGACUUUUAUAUACCUUUUUUUUAAACUAAAUAUAUAUAUACAUAUAUAUACGUAUACACCCAUAUAUUAGAUUGUACAUUAUUGUUUAGCAUGUUUCGACUGCAAUUUAAGCCGAAUUUUAGAUCUUCUCUAGUCAGUUCAAAGCGUUUUUUGUUCGUUUUGUCACGCCCACCAUACAGAAACACACACACACGCAUACACACCAACACACACACACUCAUAGUUUUAUAUAGUCAAGGCAAGCUUUUAACGCCCCCUGCCACGCCCCCGCCCCUAAACCUAAGCUGUAUGUACUUGUAUGUAAUAUCGAAACACACAAAACAAAAAGCAACAAAAAAAA